AUGCAAGCCAACGGGGAGGAGAUGGAUACAGACGGCGGUGCGACAGGCCACGAAGUUGGCGAUGCGACUCACAAUACGGAAGAUGCCAAGGCUACGUAUAAAUCAUUCAAGUACGUUUCCUGUUCUCAUAUUCACGGCGGGGCAGUGUUGGAUGUGCAAUUUCUACAACCAUUCAAGCCUCACCCAAGCGACAUCGCAUGUCAAGCAUCGUUGACAAUGGUAUCAAUUAGGAAGAAGUUUCGGAAGCAACGGGUCAAGUUUGAUGAGAAGAUGCGUCAGAGCAAUGACUGGUACACGCGGGAGCAGAAAGCGGAAGAGCAGAUUAAACGACUGGCACAAGAGAAUGAUCAACUCCUCGAUCUUCUUCUCGAUGUCAAUAACUCUGCUCAAAUCCCUGCCGAAAAGCGCAUCGAAAUGACCGUCGACGUUCCAGCCCUCUCUGCCAUCCCGCCCUUGGUUAGCAACAAGGACCUGUCCAAAUGCGCCGAACUCGAUACGCCUGCCGGGAAGGCGCUUUACAGAGAGAUCCGAGGCAUGCUAGAAGAAAAGGCAGCCGCGGCAUCAUCAUCUAGAAAUGGAGCCAGAUUAACAAAGCCACUCUCCCUGCUCAUGGCCACGGUCCCUCAUCACUCCGUCAAUAGUCCCCUCGUAUCCGCCGACCUCCUCUCUACCCUCGAAACCCACGAAGGCCACGCCGGCCCAAUAACCUACUUGACAGCUGACCAAAUUGACGAUUACCUCUACGAUAUAGAUGCCUCUCUCGGCACCGCACCUCCUGCCCCUCCUCCCCAGCACCCGGCGCAGCACGACGUUGCCCUCCGCAAUCCAAACAGCGUCUACAACUGGCUCCGCAAGAACGAACCCAAAGUCUUCCUUCAAGACAACGAAGGUAGUGAAAAAUCCCAAGGGAAGCCAGGCUCCCUCCGCGGCGCAGGAAAGCGCGCCAGCAUCCCAGCACCCGUCAAACCCGACGCUCUGGAAUUCGUGGAAGAAGAUGGUCUCGGGUAUGACGCUUCUCUUGCCGGCCCUGUAAGCGCAAAGGGAAAGAGGAAGAGGGAGGACGGCGAUGAUUCUACGUACCAUCCUUCCAAGGGGCAGAAAUUGGAUGAGAGCGGCAAGCCGAGGGUGAAGCGGGCGUAUAACCGGAAGAAGAAACCAGAGGGCUCAGAGGCGAAUACUCCAACACCGAAGAGGGGAAAGAAAGAGAAAGCAAAGCAGAGGAGUCCGCCGCCUGCUCAACAUCCGUUUGGGGGACCGUUGUAG
Venustampulla echinocandica is the source of this 1263-nucleotide messenger RNA. RefSeq lists its product as uncharacterized. The transcript is spliced from 2 exons. NCBI's taxonomy places the organism in Eukaryota, Fungi, Ascomycota, Leotiomycetes, Helotiales, Pleuroascaceae. Gene Ontology annotation, cellular component: nucleus; Ino80 complex. The record is from RefSeq and is a predicted model, not a curated record. The coding region runs from base 1 to 1263 and encodes 420 amino acids. Gene Ontology annotation, biological process: chromatin remodeling.